AUGCGUCUCCAAUUCCUAUUUCUGCUAGCAGCGUUUAGCCUAGUUGUAGCGGCAAGUGAAAGGGCGAAAUCCAAGGAAAAGAAGAAACCGCGUUUUGAUUGGUCGGCGUUUUACGGGGUUGAAGUUCCGGAGGUUAUCCCAGAUCACGCGCAAGUCUAUUCUGAAGAAAAAGCAUUCAUAUUACCCGGGCAGAAGCCAAUUGAAGCGCCACCUGAAGCUACAACUCUCGGGAUUACCAAAUUUGAGCUAGAAGAAACUACAAAGGCCCACUCCUGGGUUAGCUAUGAAAAUUACGAUGAAUCGGACACGGAAAAUGGGGCUACGGCACGGGGUCUAGAAGUUCAAACAACCACGGCGACAAAUUCUGAAGCUACAAUCCAGGCGGCCCCCGCUGGGUUGGAUUUGCUAGAGCCGGCGGGCCAAACAACCGAAAAAGAAGAGGGGGAAGCGGAACUGGAGGAAAGCGUCGAAUACGAAGAGGAAAUAACAACCACCGUGCGCGCCAAGCAAAAGGUGAAAAUCGAAAAAAUUAGCGCGCACUUGCAGCGUGUGCCCGGGCCGGGGAAAUCGAAGAAAAAGAAGAAACUAAGAAAAGGGAAGGGUACAAAGAAGGCCAAAAUGGGUUCGCCAUCCGAGAAUGGAAAGCCGAAAGCUUCGGAUGAAUACGCUGUAUCGGAUUCUAAGUUGAUGGUAGAUGAGGAGCGUAUCAGGGUGUUUUUCGAGAAAAUGAAGGGAGAUACGAUCGAUAAGAUGGAAAUUGAGGAGGGGAUUGAUGAGAAAAAGGAGGGCAGACUUUUAAAAACCGACUCAAAAAACCCGGCGAUCGAAACGUCGAUGCAAAAGCCGGUGGAGAGUGGUGAGGAAAGUCUGAUCAGCUCUCACGAGAGCCUGGCAGCCGAAUCGGCGGAAGAGGGCGAGUACACUAUCGACUCGGACGAAUUUGUCGAGGGUGACAAGGCGGUGUCGAAGCUGGAUAAAGAGGCUGCGGAUUUCCUGGGGAAGCUGGAUGAAGCCAAAUCCGAUCCGGCCGUCGGGAUUCUCAGCUCAGCCUCUAAUCGCACAGACGAUUAUGAGGAGCCCUCGGCGUCGAAUUUGACGAGUUUCGAGUAUGAGCUGGAUCUCAACGGCACCGAGUUUGAGAUAAGAGAAAGCUUUGGGCAGAUGCGAAUGCCGAAAAGCCGGCGGUACCGUCCUCGCGCGUUUGAGCGAGCUAAAUUGGACUCGGCUUUUUUGGAAUCAGAGUUGAUGAGCUAUAGAGUCGAUACAAACGAGACGGAAUCUUUGCGCGAGUUGCUUGCUGACCCAUUGCAGCUUGAGGAGAACAAUUAUGCGGAUUCUCAUAGAGACUUUGGAAGCAGCUUCAUAUUGCCCGUGCUCUCCGCGAUAAACUACGACAAUUUUACGGUACCCUUGAUUUUUGCGGACAUUCCGGUGAACGUGCGCGUCCAGCUGAACAUCAUCCACCUGGCCAACUUUGACAGCGAGCAAAUGGAGUACACGAUCGACUUGGAGCUGGAGAUGCGGUGGUACGAUUUGAGGCUUCGAAGCAACUAUUCGAAGCCGGUGCUGCUGCGGGAGAAGUCGGUGAUUGACCGCAUUUGGAGGCCAGACCCGUACUUUGUCAAUUCAAAGUACUCGUAUUUUCAUAUGGUAUCAUUCCCGAAUUUUCGAAUGAGAAUCACCCCAGAAGGCCUUGUCACCUACACUAUGCGAGCCACACUAUUACCCUCGUGCCAGAUGGUAUUUUGCAAAUAUCCGCACGACCGGCAGCGCUGUGACUUGUUGCUGUCGUCGAUCGCCUUCCCGCACUCAUUCGUCAACUUCUCGUGGCAUUCCACGCCGUUCACGUUCAAGACGGCCAUCGCCCUGCCCGAGCUGCACAUCAACACGAUCACCGCCGAGACGUGCGAGGUCGAGAGCAAGCUCAUCCGCUCCUCUUGCCUUCGUCUGCUCUUCCUGCUGGAGCGUGACGGUGCCCGGUUUAUCGUUGAGAAAUACGUGCCCUCGACGUUGGCCAUGAUGUUUGCGUGGGUGGCACCGUACGUGCCGUACAACUACGAAGAUGUACGGAUUGUCACGCCGAUCAUGGUUCUGCUCGCGCUCGUGCAAAUGGAAAAGGACGACUCGGCCAUCCGGACCUCCUACUUGACGUCGAUGAACGUGUGGUUUGGGGUGAUGAAGGUGGGUGUAAAGGGGGGAAAUAAGCGUACUACACGCGUCGAGUGCACAAAUCUUUUAUGCCGAUACCGAAAGCACACUCAUAUA
Messenger RNA from Mesorhabditis spiculigera, 2265 nucleotides. Lineage: Eukaryota; Metazoa; Nematoda; Chromadorea; Rhabditida; Rhabditidae. The record is from the annotation of a GenBank genome assembly.